Molecule: messenger RNA, 4716 nt
Organism: Caenorhabditis sp. 36 PRJEB53466
Lineage: Eukaryota; Metazoa; Nematoda; Chromadorea; Rhabditida; Rhabditidae
Source: the annotation of a GenBank genome assembly
AUGCUAACCCCUGGCACCCACAGUAAUCCUGGCGUUUGUCUACAGAAGGCCAAGUCUGAAGAAGUGCCCUCGACGUCUUCUGACGGCACUCCGCCCGUUCAUCGCCGCGCACUAAUUCGUCAGUGCGCGUCCGUGGAGCCCCUCCAGCAAGAGUCUCCCAAACGGGUCCGGCCGAGAAGUCGUCUCGACAACCUUCGUCAUUUCCUGCCGAAAAACCUUCGCAGUGUCACGGUUUCACCGAGCAAAAUUCGGAGUGAAACGAUGCAUAGUCUGCACAAUCUGCACACUAUAACCGUGGCCACUGUCGUCGAGCCGGGAAUGCUCAAAAAGAGCAUCAGCGAUUUUGUAAUCGGAUGUGAGUUCACUUCAGCACUAGUUAUCGUCCCUUUUUCUGUAAACCGAGCUACAGUUAGUGAGCUACAAGUGGUUCUUUGAUUUCUAAUCCUUUUCGAAAAGUCUCCAGAGUUUUCGUUCAUAAACCUUUGCCUAAUGUCUGAGAAAAACUCUUCUUCCUUCUCCUAAUUAGUCGUCUUCCAAGUUCCUAAUUGGAAAAUAAGGAACGGACAAAACGGUCAAGCAACAAAAGCGAGAAGAAGAUGAAAAGGAAGAAGAUUUACUCGAAAAAACGAAAGAACAAAAUGUAUGUAUCGUACGUAUCCGAUUUCAAAUCGGCCGAUUCUUCUCGGCUGUCCUUGCCUUCCCGCCAGCACUUUUGUUCUUUUCCGAGCACUCGAUCCAGCCGAACCGCCCCCUGUUUCCGAUCGUCUGAACCUCGAACGCACUCACAAUUCCCUUUUUUCCUCUGAAAGUGUUUCUUGCUACAGAGAAAAAGUGGAGAAGACUGUCAUUUGUCAACUCUGUCCUUUCUAUCUCAUUCACACAAAUCUUUGCAAAUAUUCAAAGUGUUUACUGUUGUUGUACAGUGCUUGACUUCUUAUCUACAGUAACCCGAUAUCACGUCCUCCCUCUUCCUUUCAAGUGCUCCGGAGUUACACGUCACAAUUAGACUCGUCUUCCCCCGUGAUUUAUAGCUUCACUCUCCGGCCAGAUCCAUCCUUUCCAUAUUCAUCAUCUUGCUCCCAUCCACACAAAAUCUGUCGUUUUUCUUCAUUUCACUUUCAAUUCGCUUUUUGAUUUCUCCGUUUUGAACCAACCGACGACGUCUUCUACAUGUGUUGACGGCAUUUGAAUGAACGACGUUUCGCUUCGAUUGUGACAUGUAAUUGCGGGCCGUUACCGUAGCCGUCCUCUUUUUUUUUGCUCGGAAUUGGCUCAUUUCCUGUGUUUGGUCACAUCUUCCACACACUGCCAACCAUUGGAAUCGUAUCAUAUUUCGACAAAGAAGACGUCCGAAAUGAAGAAGAAGAAGCGGCAGGAAGAGAGCAGGAAGACACGUCGUCAUCCCCGAGCACAAACAGAAGAAGCAUUGCCAUUUAUCGCAUUCGUAUCCUCGUUUUCUCACAUUCCCGACCCAACGCUUCUUUCACUUUCGUUUUUCUCGUGUUACAGUCCCUGAUGACGUCACUCCUCACUGCUUCCUACCACUCUCUGCGGGCCAAGUCCCCCAUCAGUGAGUUGCUGCCCGGCCUCCGUCCAUCCACUUCCACCGCAAUGCGUAGGUUUCUGUACCGUUCUGGGUGCAUGCCUCCCUCUUCUGUGUUCCGUGGGCCCAGUGAUAAGAAGUAAUCUAGGCGGCGGUCCUUGUGCUCUCUGCUGAUCCCGCACGGGGCCGCCCGAGCCCUCUGCUCAUUCCCAGGUUCGUUUCCUUCCCACUCUCUUCGUCUUUCCUCUCCCGCCGCCUCCUCGGUUGUUUCCCGGAGCAGCGGGCGACCGACGGCACAUGGCGCAGCUGUCGUCCCAGAAGCGCGUCUGCGUCUCUGUGAUAGGUGCACUCCUGUCGGUGCCGCAAACCACGGUGUCUUGCCUAUGGUAGAGGUAAAGAAACUGAGAAGCAGAUAGCAGAAGAGCAGCCGACGGAAGGGAGCGGAGACGCCCGCACUCACUUACUCGCCUCUUCUCGCGUGCGCCACCGACUCACUACCGCUACUCCCAUCACUUAUUGAUUCGGUACUCAUUGAUCGAAUCAGGCCCCCCAUUCUCGGUAUUCCGAUGACGCGUCUAUGAAGUCUUUAUUCUCAUCUGGAGCGCGUAAUGUGCACCAACAGCCGGGUCCAUCAUCCUCUCGAUCCGACCAUUCGGAGCCGGGUAACUCAUCUGGAAGGAUGGAUUUGCUCACGGUGCCAGAGAGUCCGGCGAGCAGAAGACGCGAGAUUUCCGAAGUUUUCGAUGACUUCAGAAGGAAAAGUAUCUCGGAGCUGAGUCUAGUAAUGGACGCACUCCGAGGCUCUCCGUCUCCCGGCUCUUCUCAGUACAUCCAUCCUGAACGGGCGUCUCAAUCUACCGGUAAUCUCAAUCCUCCGCAGUCGAAGAAAGGUCGGCGAAGACGGAAAGUCCAGAAGACGUGGCAAGCAAUGUCUCCCGGAAACUUUGCGAAGCAACUCCAACUCGGUAAGGUUCCAAUCCACUCCCUGUCCCUUGCCCCAGUGUGUUCUGUUCCUAAUUCAAAUCGAUCCAUCUCCUCGGUCGGAGGUUCAACUCGGCGGCUCGCAGGCUCUGCCAAACCUGACAGCUGCGCACUAAUGCUUCACCGCAACAAUAUCAACUUGUGUAACCGAAUCUUGAGUAAAGUGACGUGGUCCCCCUAAACGAUCCUUCUAUCCCAAAAGAACGGGGCGCUCGCGAGACGAUCAAUCAAAUUUCCUGUUUGUUCAAAUAGCCCACGGACGAUUAAAAUUCACAAAAAACGGGAGGUGGUGAAAAAAGCGGAAGAGGCCUCCCAAAAUGUUUAUGUUGCUCCUCCUCCUCCUCUCUUCACUGCCUUAUUUUUAUACGGAAGAGCACUCGUCGCCUCAUUUUGUCCGAUUUGUCCGAAAAGACAAAGAAAAACUGACUGAAUCACUACGCUUUUAUUCGGCGGUGACGAAGAAGAAGAAGAAGAGGAAGUUCCAUGAGAAUCGUUGUGGAGUGGUGCAUCCAGUACGGCCACAAAAAAGUAGAUCGAUACCAUGAAAGUGAGAUCAGAAUGGGAGAAUGCAUAGGAUCUGGUGGAUUCUCAAUGACUUUUCUGUUUUCAGUACAAGAAGAGAAGGCGAUGCAGGCGGUUCCGACGGCUCCGGUUGACGCGAGCAAGUUCGUGGCGUACGUGCAGGAACGACGGAAGAAGCGGAUACUUUUCAAAGGAGAAUACCUGGUGAGUCCGGCCAUCCGAGGAUCGAUCGGUUUUGAUUGAAAUGGAAGAUUCACUCCAUUUCAAUCUCGAAUCCAGCAGCGUUCCGAUGAUAAAUGUUCACCUAUCCAUCGUGGCGUUCUCUCGUUUUCCGUGCGCCUCGCCUAUGAUUAAGUGGAAGGCCCAGAUCUUGCGAGAGAGCAGCACAUAAAAAAUAACGGGUGAAAGGGGACACUGGGCGGAAUCGCAAAUUAUAGGUGCCGUGCGAAGUCACGCGAACUGAUUCCGGCUUAAUUGCAGAUGAUCAACCGUUCGAUAGACAACAACAAAUGUCGGUGUGAUGUCGGGAGUACGAUGAUGGAUAGGAAUCCGUAUCCGGUGAGGGAGAGAGCGGGAAUGCAGGAAGAAUGAGAUCUGUUACAGGAUACGACACCAUAUGACUACAAUCGGGUGAUGUUACCUAGGAUAGAUGGAGACGAGAAUUCACACUACAUCAACGCGAGUUAUGUGAAUGUAAGUGACUGUUCGAAUAUUCCCUUGAAGAGGAGUUUCCUCCCUUCUGACGUCAUCCUCUCAGUACAAAGAUCAGCCAAUUCGAGUUUAAAACUUCGCCACAUCAUGUCGAGAAGUAGGGUGGGGUGGUUCAGUCGGUCUGCACUAUAUGAAACUCAUAAAUCGCGGCGUUAGCUGUAAACUCAUCCUGGCUGGCCUGCUUUUCACCUCGUCCCGAACCCCGCUUAAUCGCGUGUUCUUUCCUGUGGCAUAUCUUUGGAAACGAGCGCCUAAAAGACACCUGACACACAUGCAAUCGAGCAGCACACCCGCCCCGACCGAUUAUUCGAUCGCAUGUGUUUUCCGGCGGUUUGGAGGUCAUUUAUCAAAUGAGGCCGAGAUAUUUCACACGUGGCGCCCACACAAAACUACACAAUAGCACAAAAUGUUCAAUUACAGAGCUGGCUCCGCGACAAGGCUUACGUCGUCACGCAGGCGGUGCGGACGAAGCCGAUGAAUGCGGAAUUCUGGAGAAUGGUUUGGGAGUUAGGAUCUAAUUGUAUUGUUAUGCUGACCAAAGUGUUCGAUUUCAUGAGGGUCCGUUCCCAACGACAACUGGAUGAUUCCUCAAAUAUAACGUUUUCAGGUAAUGUGUCUACAGUAUUGGCCACUCACUAAAUACACGUUCCGAGAGAUUGAAGUGGAAACGACGGAAGUGAAGACUUAUUCUCAUUUCGUGAGUGAAUUCAACGCAGUGUAUCCUUUUCAUUGUCAUUUUGUAGGUGAUCAGAACAUUCAAACUGACACGAACAACAUCAGAAUCCAUCGAAACGAGGAUAGUGAAACACUUCCAUUUCACAGAAUGGGAGCUCGAUUCAUUCCCGUACAUUUCCGCAUUCAUCGAGCUGAGACGGAGAGUGCGGCAGUUUAUGGAGAAGAAUCCAGUGGAAGCCCCGAUGAUCGUGCAUUGCAGGUCAGUUUUAUUACAGUACCCGUAA